Molecule: messenger RNA, 1830 nt
Organism: Cylindrotheca closterium
Lineage: Eukaryota; Bacillariophyta; Bacillariophyceae; Bacillariales; Bacillariaceae
Source: the annotation of a GenBank genome assembly
AUGGGGAAGAGCAACCGGCGAAAGCGCCGUCAAAAGCAGAAGCAAACCAGCGGUGAUGCGAGUGAACCAAGAAAUCCCUCAUCAGCGACGCAUCAACUGCGGCAUCCAGAUCCCAAAAUAAGGCAUGGCGCAUUGGUGGCUCUUCAAGCAAACUUCUUGCACGACCAUUCGAAGAGUGUCAACCUACAAGUUCUACAAGCAGUGCGGGAACAAGUGAUGGAUAGCGAUAUGAAUUGUGCUAGUGCAGCAGCGGAGUGCCUUGCCCAACAUGUUUCGUAUGCAGAUGGAGAUACGCACAAGGAUGUGAUGGCCAGUUGGACUCUAAUCUUGAUUGGAAGACUUGACCAGUGUCUCCAAGCGUUGCAGUCUACGCCGAGCAAUUCAAAGCAGUGGUAUGCUUUGGCUGCUCCAUGCUUAAGAGCACUGUGUAAGUUGAUAGAAAUGAAUGAGCUUGCACUGGAGCAAAUGAAUGCACAAAAACAGACUUUUCUGUCCACCGUUUUCGGUCUGUUGGAAGCAUCUGCGAAUCAUGAAGCAACACUUGAUCAAAGACAUACCGAAUGGGUUGAAGAGACGGGUGCGUUUGCUGCGCGUUGUAUCCACUCGUCGAUUGAGGACAAUUUUGAGAUGGUUAAUAUCAUUAAUGGAAAUGAGAAAGUCAUGGAGCUUUGGCCAACUUUGAUGAGCAAGUUGCCAGAUGUGGCUGCGUUGCACGUUGCCGGUUGUGUUGUAGCAUUGUAUCAAGCAGCACCUUCAAAAUGGCAAAUUGAUUUCAUCAUGACCAAAGUCUUGCCAUGUUUAUCCAAGUCCAUGGUGGUGAAUGCAGAAGGUCUCAAAACUCUGGAGGAAAACCUCGGAAAAGCGAAUCAAUUGUGGAUGACUCAAAAGCAAGACGACAAAAUGGAGAAAGAAAUCCUACAGAAAAUCGCAAAGAAAAGAGAAUCUGCUAGAGAUAUUGCAAGACGACUCAAACAAACUACCAGAGAUGGAAAAGCAGUGAUGAAUGAACAAGAAGAUGGUCGACAGGCGGUUGAAGACUCUCUGACGGCUUGGAACAACACAAUCAUGCCCCUACAAUUAGCUUUGGAAGUCAUGGCAAACCUUUUGAGUUGUCUCGUUCAAGAUGAAGACGAAAUGGCUCUUGAACGUGAUAGUAGCUUGGAUUCCUUGUUGCAUCAAGAGCUCUUGAAGGGCAAGGUUGCCGAGCAUAUUGUGGGGAUGCUGCAAACCAUAUGUGUUCAUACAAAGAGCCGUGCUAAUGAUGAACAUGACUUGCUGAAAGAUGAUUUGCAAGAAGCCAUUUCCAAGGUUUCUGCUUGUAUUGCAAACUCUGUCAUCAGCAAAGUACUCCUCGAAGCAGACUUUGCUGCAACCUGGAAUGUCUUGAGGCAGCAUCCUUCUGAGCGAGGAGUUUGCAGUGUGAUGGCGGCACUAGUGCAAAACAGCAAGUCGCUAAGAGAGUUGGCGGUACAUGACUUGGAGAUUUUCCAAAACAUGUUGCACAACAGCGACGAAGACGUUCAAAGAGAUGCCGUUUGCUUGAUUUCAGCAGCAAUGGCAAGGAGCACUCCAGAGAAUGUAGUCAUCAACCUGACCAACGAGUUGAUCAAGGUCAUGAAUACUGCUCCAGACACGGUGAAAUGUGAAGCAUUGAAUACCAUUAUGGAACUGUAUGGGGAUGACGACUUCCACCCACGUGUUUUUUCAUCUUUGGGUACACUUGAUCAUUACAAAAAAUGCGUCAUGUCAGUACCACAAAAGGGUCUAAGUCCAGAAGAGGAAGAAAUACUGUUUAAUGCGAAUAGAUUUGUAGAAUAUAAGGAAAGCUAA